Molecule: messenger RNA, 4415 nt
Organism: Notothenia coriiceps (black rockcod)
Lineage: Eukaryota; Metazoa; Chordata; Actinopteri; Perciformes; Nototheniidae
Source: RefSeq, a predicted model, not a curated record
GAGGACCCGACGCAGAGAAACAGGGACCAUCGUAUAUGAGCCCAGAGCCCCGCGAGGCCCCUGGGAUGGCGUGCAGCGCAUGUUACUACCUGGUUAUCAGCUCCACACACCUGAGCAAUGGACACUUUCGGCGCGUUAAGGGAGUCUUCAGAGGACCGCUAUGUCCAACCGCAGCCAGUGAUUCCCCGGAGUGUGCAGAGAGAGCUUUGGGCUGCUCAGUGGAGGAUCUGAAGGCUCUUUUCUACUGCGAGCUGUGUGACAAGCAGUACCUCAGACACCAGGAGUUUGACAACCACAUCAACUCCUACGACCAUGCACACAAACAGAGGCUGAAGGAACUGAAGCACAGGGAGUUUGCUCGAAAUGUGGCCUCAAAAUCAUGGAAGGACCAGCGCAAGCAGGAUAAGGCUCUGAGACGCCUGCACCAGCUCGCACAGCUGCAACAGGAAACCCAGCGAGUCCCAGUGAAAACGUCUGGACUUCGAAGUACAGUCAAGACAGUGAGACAUCAAGAAGACAGAGAAGUGGACCAAAGAGACCGCAGUCCUGAGGUCAAACCUGAACAAUUCAGCCGCAGCCAGAGACCCCCUCCUCUGCAACCCAGGACAUCCAGCCUCAGCCACCAACCAGAAGAUCCAUGGCGAUCUCCUCCCCAGAUACCACCAGUCGCUCCUCUAGCAGAGUACCCGCUAAUCACACAUCCAGCAUCCAAUACUGAGCCUCCAGCAGUGAACCCCCCCUCUCUCCUGGACUCGUGUCCCCACCUGCCUCUCCCUGUGCGGGGGACAGCGGGAGGCAGGCUCGGGGUGUCCUUCUGCUUCUCACGCAGGGGGCCCAGGCUGGAGCCUUCCGCCUCCGUCUUCUCGGACAUGGAGGAGGAGGAGAGAGAGAAGAGGGAAGAAAUGAAAGAAAGGAUAAAGGAGAUGAUGGAAGAUAUUGACAGGGAAACUGGGGCAGCAGUGGAGGGGAAACACAGUGAGAGUGAAAAGCAUGAGUCCAGGUCUGACACUGUUAGACUAAGCGACACAGGGCCAAUCCCCAGAGAAGCUCCCAGGGAGGAGAAAGAGAUUGAAAGAACAGACAUAGUAAAAGCACACUCGACUAUUUCCACAGCAAUACCUGAUAAUCAGAGUCAUGAUUUACUCUUCUUGCCAUCACAGACCCAGCUGGAACACAUGGACCCUGAACAUACAAACAGCGAGAAAGAGAAAAAGCAAGAAACAGAGGAUGGGAGGGAGGAGAGUGAGUAUAUGUGUGUGCUGGGGAAAGAUGAGUCUACCCGUCUGAGAUGGCCUGUCAGUUUGCUCAAGUUCACCAACUCGCAACCACCCAUCUCAUACAGUUGCAAUCCACUCAGUUUGAACCCACAGCAACCCGAACAACUCACAGAGAAUGUGCAGGAGUCUCAACCAAAUAAGUGUGCUCGCUCAGAUGAAUCAGAUCAUCGUGUGCCAGCUAUUCUCACAACAGGCUCUCCUCCCUGUUUACAGAGACCGACAACACAAAAGCUGAAAGCACAAAGACAUAAAGCUACGGAUAAUUUCAAGGCAGAGCAACAUAUUGACGCAGAGACAGAAGCACGCCUGUUCAAAAACAUUUCUCUGUCAGAAACAAGACCAGAAAAAGGGAGAUGCGCACUAAGUAUGGAGAACUGUGUGAGGGAAGCUUCCCAUCCAUUUGACCCCUCUCAUGGUGACAGCUCUUACACAAACUCCCAGAAUCCUCUGGGAGGCAGAUUAGGGGGUGCGAGAGGGAUCAAGGAGAGAGCGAUCAUAGCCCUGAGCUGUAAAUUAGAGUCUGUCACCCAGCCUGGCACACAGAGGAUGUGCAUUAGACCGUCCAGGAGCGAGUGUGGGAGUGAGACAAUGUGCAAGUGUGCCAGCGUUGCACAGCCAAACGGGGGUGUCUCCGAAGUGUCACGCAGAAAGAGGAAAGCCAGCAGAAAGAAACACAAGUUAGGAAAGAGGAAGAGGGGGAAGACAGAAAAGGCUUCAAACGAGCGCCAAUCAGCAAGGUGCAAAGUGAGGAGUGUUGUCUCUACAGUCUCCACUGGCAGGGAGAGGAGUGGAGAAGCUGGAGGGAGCUGGGGGAAGAAAAGGAGGCUGAGGGAGACGGGGGAGGCGAGGAUGAGGAGGGUGCAGAGAGCAGGGAGCAGCUGUCUCCUGGGGAGAUGUGAAGCCGAGCCAGUAUCUGUCUCUGUCAGGCAGAGGAGGCCUCACAGCACUGAGUCGCAGGCAGACAGAGAGCAGGCAGAGCGCUGCAGCGUCUCCCAGCUCAGCAGACACUCAGCCCACAGACACAACAAGGGGGAGGGGGAGCGAGACGGUGAUACUUUGACUUUUCCCAGGCGGUCUCACUUCUCCUUGCACCCCUUCUCACCAGGAUGUAACUCAAAGCUGUUUUGGGAAAGAGGUCACCAUAGCAACCCCAGGAGUUUCAUUGACUGCUGUUACCCUGACAACAGCUGUGGUUGCAGCCCUGCGAGAAAGAGAAAACUCCUCCACAGGGACAGGAAAUUCAUUCAUAGUAAGAGGAAGAGUUCGAGGCAUUGUGAAGUCUGGAAAGAGACAGGGAGGGGAAGGAGAAUAGGAGGGCGUUCAGGUUUUAAAGACAUGGAUCUGAUUUCGGAUACAGAACAGUGGGAGUGGAUGAGGGAGAGCUAUGGUGCAGGUAGUGAGGAGGGCAGGUUGAGGGAUGAGUGGAGAAACAGAGCAGUGGAGUGGGAUCGGGCGGCGAAGUUUAGCCCCAUUCCCAGCAGCUGGGGCAGGAGAGGCAGACGUCUGAGCACAGAAGAUGUAGACUGGGACAUGUGCAGCAUGGACAGAUGGACCUGGGGCAGCAGUGACAGCUGGGAGGACAGGGGGACACAGAGGUCUAGGUCAGGCUCCAGGACAGGGGCAGACAGCAGGGACAGCCCGGGCUGUGUGUGGAGAUCUGCAGGAACCCGGCGCUCCAGCCCGAGGCCCAUCUCCAGCCCUGAGUGGUGGACGUGUAGGCAGACAAACAGCCCCCAGAGUGGGGUCAACACACGGGCCAGCAGAGGCCUCAGUCCACGCUCCUGCAGCCCCUGCAGCAACACCAGCAUGUCCGAGCUGAGCUGGGAGUGGAGCCGGAGCAGCACCUGCUCAGGAGUCACAGUGGAUGGGUUGAAAGUAAGCUCCUAUAGGACAUCCUCGGGAACCACAGGCCCCUCAUCUGAAGCCCAUCUGAAGGCAGAGAACCCCACAUUAACUUCACCCAGCCUUACCUCUUGCUCCUUUUCUCAUUCCUCGCCCUCCAGAUCAACUUUUGCUCCCAUCGUCCUGAGCACACACCAUUGUGACACAAGCGCUUCUCAGACGAACGAGCCCAGUUCACAGUCUGAACUUGGCCAUGAACCCUCUGCCCUUGCCCUCAACACAAGCAGGUCAGACACAACUCUUCCAGGACUUUCCACUAAGUCUCUGCCACAGAAACCAGCCAGGGUGUUGCUUCUCCCUCUCAUAGGGAAACUACCUGCAAUCCAGAGAAAGGCCAGGAGGAAAAAAGGCCUGCUGGAGAAAAGUCAGGAGAAAGAGGGAAAGGAGGGAGAUGAGGCUAAGGGCAGGGGACUGAAUCCUGGCACAGUUGUCAACAGUCAGAAAUGUCCUCUGGACAUGGUUGAGUCAAACCCCAGCAGCAUGCCAAAUCUCUGCCUCUCGCAGAUUAGGACUGAUGACAAGCAGACAGGUGGAGAGACAGCUCCGCCAAUCAGCUUUACUGCAGAGGAGAUGGACAAAUAUCGCCUCCUGCAAGAGCAAGCAAGAGAGCACAUGCAGAAAAUCCUGGAACAGACAAACGACAGCGAAGAUACACACACAAAGACAAACUACACACAAACAACAAAGACAGAGAACUGUGGGACUUCUGAGGGACAAUAUACACCUGAACACUUGCACAACCCUUCAGCGCCUCAAACCCAGUCGCUUCACACAGACACGCUGCAAACACAAGCACAGCACAGACUCCAGGUCAGACUCCCCCCUCCACAUGUGACCCCACAAGAGAACUUUACUCAACCCAUGGCUCUGAGGGUCCCUAACCUCCCCCCUCUGUCCAGCCUCCAUCAUAUUAUUUUACAACACGCAGCCCUCUCCAUGCCCCCAUCGUCCCUCUUCAUCAAGAUCUCCUGCCAUCCACCCUCACCGCGCUCAGCUCCCUCACCCUCUGCCACCUCUCCACCCCUCUCACGCACAUCACCUUCACCUCUCUCCCUUCUCUAUAUCAUCCCUGUUUCCCUCCAUUCUGCUGUCCCAUCAUCCCAUCGCUUUUCUCCCACAGUCCCCCACUUUCCAUGCAAAUCCACUCGCUCCACUCUCCCAAGUAGCGCUGCAACCGUUGAGCCCUCAGUCUUUCAUGGACAGAGCGUGGCCGCAGACAUCGAGAACAGACUUUGA